CCGGAUUAGGGUUAAACUCUUUCACCACCACAAGGCCAUCUCUUUAUCAGGUGCCAAACUCAAAACCCACCAUUAUAUUAACAGUGGGGGAGUAAUGGGCACUCAAAUACCAACAAGCAAUGAUCGUUCAAGAACAUAUUGGACACCAACAAUGGAACGGUAUUUUAUUGAUCUUAUGUUAGAGCAGUUGCAUAGAGGGAAUAGGAUAGGCCAUACAUUCAACAAGCAGGCAUGGACAGACAUGCUUGCUGUUUUCAAUGCAAAAUUCGAGUCGCAGUAUGACAAAGAUGUGUUGAAAAGUCGUUAUACGAAUUUAUGGAAGCAGUUCAAUGAUGUAAAAGAGCUUCUUGGCCAGACUGGGUUUGCUUGGGAUGAAAAUCGAAAAAUGGUGGUGGCUGAUGAUGGUCUCUGGCAUGAUUACAUAAAGGUUCAUCCAGAUGCUCGAUCCUACAAGACUAAAGCAGUGUUGAAUUUUAAUGAUUUAUGUGUCAUAUAUGGAUAUACCAGUGCAGAUGGAAGAUACAGUCGAUCGAGUCAUGAUUUUGAUUUUGAUGAUCAAGUCCAAGGGGUAAACAUGGGUGAUCCAACGAGUAGCCUGUCAUCAAAUAGUGAGCGUCCAAGGACAGAGUGGACAGCUGCUAUGGACCAAUAUUUUGUUGAGCUUAUGCUGGACCAAAUGGGAAGAGGCAACAAGACUGACAAUACAUUUGCCAAACAAGCAUGGACAGAUAUGCUUUCCUCAUUCAACGCAAAGUUUGGUCCUCGCCAUGACAAAAGGAUUCUAAGACAUCGAUACAAGAAGUUAGCCAAGUACUACAGUGAUCUGAAGGUUAUUCUGCAACAAAAUGGCUUUUCUUGGGAUGUAACACAACAGAUGAUUGUUGCUGAUGAUGAUAAAGUUUGGGAUGCUUAUAUCAAGGCACAUCCACAUGCACGGACAUAUAGAAUGAAGACAUUGCCAAAUUACAAUGAUUUGGUCCUUAUUUAUGGGAAUGCAAGUGCAAAUGGUGUUCAAAGUAACUUCCAUGAGGACAAAGACCAUGAAGCUGACAUUUCCAGAAAGAAGGCUGAAGAAGGAAAGGGGAGCCAAUCCCUUGGCAGUAGUGAUCGUACAAGAACGUAUUGGACACCGCCAAUGGAUCGCUAUCUUAUUGAUUUAUUACUGGACCAAGUGCAUAGAGGAAAUAAAUUUGGACAGACAUUUAUAAGCCAGGCUUGGAUUGACAUGGCUGCAUCGUUCAAUGUCAAAUUUCAGUCGCACCAUGACAAAGAUGUUUUAAAAAACCGGUACAAGCAUUUAAGGCGUCUGUACAAUGAGAUAAAAAAUCUUCUUGAAAAUAGUGGGUUUUCAUGGGAUGAAACACGAGAAAUGAUAACAGCUAAAGAUCAUAUUUGGGAUGCUUAUAUCAAGGCACACCCUGAUGCUCGAUCAUACAGAGUUAAAACUGUGCCAGGUUAUCAGAAAUUGUGUGUUAUAGUUGGACAAGAAAAUUCUGGUGGAAGAUACAGCCGUUUGGCUCAAAGCAUAGAUGCUAAUGAGGAAAUGCCGGUUUUGAUGACUGUUGACCCUCUGACAGUAGAUUGGCAGCCAGAGAUGAACCGCUAUUUUGUUGACCUUAUGUUAGAGCAGGUGCAUGGAGGGAACAAGAUCGAUCAUACAUUCAAUGAACAAGCAUGGGCUCACAUGGUUAAAUUAUUUAAUGACAAAUUUGGACUUACAUGUGAUAAAUACAGUUUAGAGAAGCAUUAUGUCAGUUUGAUGAAAGAUUGCAACGAGAUUAGCAGUCUUCUCAGUCAUAGGGGGUUUGCAUGGGAUGGAACUCAGCAAAUGGUAACUGCUGAUGACGCUACUUGGGAAGAUCAUGUUAAGCAUGGAAUUUUGCAGGGACAUCCGGAAGCCAUAGCUUACAGAAACAAAGUACUAGACAGUUAUCUUGAUUUGUGCUUCAUCCAAAGAAAUGAAGUAUCAGAUGCAAGACUUGGCGAUCCAGGUCCACCAAUGCAAAAUGAAGAAACUGCAAUGAAAGUAGAAAUAGUGAUGGAUGGACUGCAGGGGAAUAUGCAAUUUCCAGUUGAGGACGUUGAAAUACCUGAUGCACAGAAAAAGCGGCCUGCUACAGUUGCUGAACUUUCUUGCAAGGCGCAGAAAAUUGGCAAGGAGAUGCGAUGCGUAGUUUCAGCAUUUGCAAACAAGAAAGAGAGCAAGAACCACAUGUCAAUAGAAAGUGCAAUAGAGACCCUUCAAACUAUUCCUAACAUAGACGAUGAGCUUUUGCUGGAUGCUUGUGAUCUUCUGGAAGAUGAGAGGAAGGCUAAGACAUUUUUGGCAUUGGAUGCAACACUGCGAAGGAAAUGGUUAUUAAGAAAACUGCGUCCGAAGGAGCCUCAAUAGUGAAACGUUGAUACUUGUAGCAGCUCGAACGUAUAGUUUGAAAAUGUAGAGAUACAAAUCAUGUAUUUAGUAUGUGUUUGGCAACGCGGUGCACCGUAGCCUUAGUUCC
Populus euphratica (Euphrates poplar) is the source of this 2501-nucleotide messenger RNA. RefSeq names its product Myb/SANT-like DNA-binding domain protein. NCBI's taxonomy places the organism in Eukaryota, Viridiplantae, Streptophyta, Magnoliopsida, Malpighiales, Salicaceae. The transcript has 9 exons. The coding region runs from base 95 to 2392 and encodes 765 amino acids. The record is from RefSeq and is a predicted model, not a curated record.